GCUGUGGGCAGCGCCGAAGGGCACGCAAACGCUGAAGGGCAGCGCAAACGACCACCCACGAUGUCGCGGCGCAUGCAAACGCUCCGCAACAUAAGCAACCGGCCGCGGUCCGCGCCGGCCCAACGGAAGCCGGUGGCCACGAGCACCGCACUGCCGGGCCCGGCCUCGCCCUUAGGCGGCGACGCCCACGCCGGGUUGCGGCCGGGCACGGCCAAGAACAUCAAGCGACGGUCCGCGAGUGCGGCGUCGCGGAGGCGCCGAGAGAUCGUGGGUGAAUACAUGCGCCGCAGCGUCGACCCCGUGAUGAGGGAACUCGUGACGCAUUUACUGGUCGAGAAGCCUUCCGAUGUGACGAAGGAGAUGCUGGCUUAUCUCAGAGGUGUCCGGGACGGGACGACGCCCCAGAUCCAGAUGGACUCGCAGCGGAAAGUGUCGAAGGAAGAUCGGGCUUACAUGGCCCGCGACGUCAAGCCAUUACUGACCGAUUUACUGUCCGACGUCGUACGGGCACGACCUAGAGCUCCAGUGGACUUCUCCAUAGCUUGGUUGGCAUCUAGAAGGGCGCAGGCUACGGACGUGCCGGCGCCAAAGAGCGUCUCAAAAUUAAGAGAUGCCAUCUCCUUCGAUGCUGCCGUCACAUCGCAAAAACCGACAACAACGCUAGAGAAGAAGCGCAUCUUUGUGUUAGGCGAUGUCUCAUCCGGCAAGACGACCCUCCUCAAAGCGAUGCAGGGCGACCUCGAGCCAUCAGCAAAGCCGUCGGGAGGGUUCAAGACCUUCGAUCUGGGCCACCAACUGUCGGAGGACGCCCCGCAGUCCACCUUAACGUUCUUCGACGUGUCCGGUAAAACAAAAGCGCGCGCGCGGUGGCCUGCCUACUUUUCAGAUUGCCACGCCGUUGUUUUUGUGGUCGACUGUUCUAGCGACUUAGCUGAAGCAAGGACCUGCUUCGACUACUGCUUCCGGGCUACGAAUGAAAAUGAGGACGAACGCCGCAGUAUGCUCAAGGGCAAGCCGCUGCUGGUGCUCGCGAACAAGCAAGAUAUUGAGAGUAGUGCGAAGCCCGAUGAAGUGUCGAAAGCUCUGGAUUUGGACGCGUAUCAACGAGAUGGAUAUCAUGUCGCCGUCUGUCCCGUCGUCGGAGACCCGCAAAAAAGCAAUGGUGCACUGGACCCGCGCGUGGAAAGGGCCAUCGACUGGCUCGCGCAGCGCAUCGACGAUAAAGCGGGCGCCCUGGAAGCGCGGCGCACGCGGGAGACGGCCGCGACGGACGCCUGGGACCAGCUCCAGAAGGAGAAGAAGGAGCAGCGGGUCUUCCGGAAAGUUCUCAGGAAGGCGCAUCCCCAGGAGGGGGAGCCCGAGGAGUGCAUGGAUGAGUCUGAAGGUCUCGAGUUCUUCGCGUCGGAGCUAGGGUGUACGAUAGAAGACAUGGACCCCACGGCGAAACGACUCGCAGCACUGAUGAACUACCAGAAGCUCGCCUUGCAGAUGACCGCCGCGAUGAACCAACCGGUAAACCCCAAGAAGCGCGCGCCCAUGGCCUGGCCGGACGUGGCGGCCUACGUCGAAGCUCGCAAUUCAGAAAAGUGGGACCCGGCGGUCGUCCAGCGCGACGAGGACGAGGACCCGACGAGCAUGAAGAACCGGAUGGCGAAGCGGGCUUAGUAGCUGAUGCCGGGUAAGACCAAGAUUACUACAA
This is a messenger RNA of Pelagomonas calceolata, 1699 nucleotides long. NCBI's taxonomy places the organism in Eukaryota, Pelagophyceae, Pelagomonadales, Pelagomonadaceae. The record is from the annotation of a GenBank genome assembly.